Molecule: messenger RNA, 3242 nt
Organism: Diachasma alloeum
Lineage: Eukaryota; Metazoa; Arthropoda; Insecta; Hymenoptera; Braconidae
Exons: 4
Coding region: 1291-2871 (526 amino acids)
Source: RefSeq, a predicted model, not a curated record
UUUGCAUUAAAAUUUCUAAUAUUUUCUCAUCAACAUUUUCUUAUUUGAGAGCAGCAUUCAGACUAUUCGAUUAUAUCUAACUAUCAAUCCUUUUUUUUCAUUUCUCAAAACGUUUAUUAUCUCACGUGGUGUCCAUUUGCGAAAAAAUACCAGUGACGCAAAUUAUAACCUCAAUUUACGCGUAAUAUUGCAUCCUCCAGUGUAUAGAAGUUUCGAGAAUGCCAAGAUCGAAGAAAAAGUGGGCACUAAUUUGGUGGAUUGAAACUCACGAUAGCAAUGUAAUUGAACUAAACAAAAUAAAAAAAGCAGACCAAAGUGAGGGCUGCGUUACGACAUUGAAGUGGCAGGAUGACAAGAAUAACACAUCUUUCCACAGUGGCAAAGUCAUCCGCAUUUCAGGUAUGUACAUGUGUUUUAAUCUUUUUGCUUUUCAUUUAAUUUAUCUCAAUAAGGAAUCAUUGGAAAGAAAAAUGCAAAAAAAAAUUAUAAACGUUCCGCAGCCAUUUCCAUAAGCAAAUCAGAAUUAGGUGCAUAACAUUUAUUUGUCGGAAAUUGUUCACAUCUUUUCAUGUUUUUUACUAAUAUGAUGUACAAGAUUUCAAUAUAUUGGACAAAUUCUUUUGUAGAAAAAGUUCUAAAGGAGUUAUUUUAAACCAAAAACAUGAUACAAUUCCAUUUUUCUACACAACGUUUUCAUCAGUUGUCAUAAAAUUGAUGAAAAUCCGGCUAUCAUCGGCUCUGACAUAUGGAAGAUUUCUUGUCAUUUCACAUGUGUCCGGUAAAUAUGUGCGAUGAAUAUAUUAAUAGAAAAAUGUUAGAAGAAAAUUCUGGAACAUCUUAAGUACAAAAAAAAUGGUUAAAUUCCUCAACCGAUUGUGUCAUCUUAAUUUCGAUAUAUUUUAAUGAACAAUUAAUUUGUGUUGGGAGAAUUUUUUAGAAAAUCGAGACGAACUAGAAAAAUUAUUCUUGGCUGCGGAUGGAGCAAUUAAAGAUUCUUCUACUAAAUUAUUCUCCAGUGCAACAAUUUCUGACCAGCAAGAACGGUCUCAUCAGGAAAAAUUGGUUCAAACCAUAAGGAAAUCAAACCAGAGAAAGAUUGCUACCAAGAUCCUGAAUGAUUUGCCAAUUUUUACAACUGAUGAUGCUCCACUCAUCAAAAAGCCUCGUAAAGAUGAUACAGAGGGCAAAAAUAGCGAUGAAAAUAGAGGUAGAUACCCUCAACCUGGAAGGAAUAAUUUUAAUGUCCACAAAGUUGACAGCUGUCGAUCAGCACCAGUAGCAUCAACAACUAUGACUUCAUCUCAUCAAUAUUCAGCUUCUCAGUCCCAGAUAUUGAUGCCAUCUCAAUCACCACAUGUAUUGAAGGAACGCUUCUUUCAAAGAAGUGCUUCCAGUCUGGAUGCUCACCACAAGUACACCUCAUGUGGUAAAAAACGACACGUGAAGUCCAAGAGUUCGAAAUAUCAUCCUGACAAAUGCCCUCCACAGAAAUCUCAAAUUCAUCCCGCGACGAUGACAACAGCCUCAAAUUGCGGUAAUCAAGAUUCUUAUAGAUAUGUUAGAAAUGGACAAGAUGAAAGACCAUGCAAAAAUUGGCCGUCACAAAGCGCAAACAUGAUUGGAGUUCAAGGUCAGGGCGACAGUCGUUCUUGUAAUUCGCAGAAUCAGGGGAAUCCCCUUUCUAGUCGUACCGCACCGCCUUGGCAGGAGCAUUCUCGAUCCACUUCACCUUUUCUAUCAUUCAGUCACCCUAUGGACGCUUAUCCAACUUCGUAUCCCUGGUCACAAUCUUCUAUAUCAUCAGAGCCUUAUCCGUUUCAGUCGAUGGGGUAUUAUGGUCACCACUAUCCACCACCACAGCAGGCUGACCCGGAUAAUAUGAAUUAUUGCAAUUGUCGACCUCUUCCUUCAGAAUUCCCUAUGAUUGAAACUGGUGAUAAUACACAGGACAAGGUAUUCACAGAUUUGCAAAAAGUUCGAAAUCCCCUCUACAGAAUUGAUGAAUUUGUUCAGAACAGGAACUCAAAAACUACUUCGCCUUUCAAGACACAACAGAGUUCAGCAAUCGAACAGCGUUCUUUAGGAGUUGAAACCCAUAGCCUCAAUCAAGAGACAGAUGUGAUUGUUGAAUCACCGAAGCAUAUGGGGUUUUUGGGGUCAAUAAUUGAUAAAAAUUCAGAAAAUUGUCAAGAUCAGGCCAAGGGUGAAAAUAAAAAUGAAGAGCGGCAUGAAACACGAGAUCUGCCAAAUAUUUCCACCUCAGCUACAUCAGUGCAGUCGCAGAGUAUUGAAAAAGCCGAAUCAUCGAGUUCGCAAGACGAUUCUGAUAUGCCUGACGAUUAUAGCGAUGGAGAGGGGGUUCAUUCGUCUGAUGAGAAGUCUCUUGAAAGUAAUCUCUGUAUGGAAACCUCUGACAACAAGAAUAUUGACAAAGCAGCUCAAAGGCUCGCAAAGUUGCUGCCAAAUCCGAUUCCGAGAGGAUGGGUAAUGUGUCAAAAAAUACUUCUGAAGGCAUUGACGUACAAUUGCGAAAAAACGAAUAGUGCUAGAGGAAACGAAAUGUUCACACCCCCACCACUGCCUGAAGAAUUUUAUAAGUCCGGUGAAGACAAGGUUGAAAUAGCUGAGAGGUGUGGAUUUUAUCUGAAAAAAAAUCUCGUUACUUAUGUAGAAAUGAUGACUAAAGAUGGAAACGGUUUCUAUUGGAGGAGUGCUGUAACUAUUGUAUUGAACGAGGUGUAUAAAGGAAGUUACUCGUUGACUGAUUACUGUGCCCUUGGUGCCCGAGGUGGAGGAAGGCCAGGAAUUUGCAAAAGACUUUUUGCUGGAUUAAUGGAUUUGCAAGUUAGCUGGAGAAGGAGAAGUCAUUGACCGCGCCUUGUACAUAAAAUGUAUUAAUAAGGCUGCUGGUAACAAACGUAAAUAAAAGUUCCUGGAGGUAAAGAUAUGAAACUAAUGUUAAGAAUAUGAAAAGAUGUGAAAAGCUAAUUAUAAGAGGUUAUAACUAAUUUUAAAAAGUUAGUGUCCAUCUGGUGUGGACACGAAAUGAGUUGUGGUGUUGUAAUGCUAAAAAAACAAUGAGAGAAUUGAGCAGUUAAUUUUAAGGAGCGUGUGAGGAUCAAUAUGAGGUAUUCCAUGCCGGAUGAGUAAACGACUGACCCUCACCCGCUUGAAAAUUGAUGGCGAUUCUUUCUACGAUUGGGGGGCUUGAAAAACUAUGUCUUAAAGCCCAGUUCGGAGAU